Syngnathus acus (greater pipefish) is the source of this 1486-nucleotide messenger RNA. It is a transcript of the gene cfl1, whose product is annotated as cofilin 1. Gene Ontology annotation, molecular function: actin filament binding. Gene Ontology annotation, biological process: cell motility; actin filament severing; actin filament fragmentation. The record is from RefSeq and is a predicted model, not a curated record. Bases 150 to 653 code for a protein of 167 amino acids. Lineage: Eukaryota; Metazoa; Chordata; Actinopteri; Syngnathiformes; Syngnathidae. Gene Ontology annotation, cellular component: cytoplasm; actin cortical patch; actin cytoskeleton. The transcript has 4 exons.
CACGCCGCUCACGCUUUCAGGCUCGCGCACGUCAGCGCGUUCACGCCGUGACUAGAGCGAGCGAGCAAGUCUUCAUCAUCAUCAUCGUCAUCACCAUCAGAGCUCCAUUCAAUUUCUGGCCGGACGCUGACCAACUCAGAGCUACAACAAUGGCCUCCGGUGUGAAAGUGACGGACGAAGUGAUCGCCGUUUUCAACGACAUGAAGGUGCGCAAGGCUCAGGCCAACGAGGAGGAGAAACGGAGGAGGAAGAAGGCCAUCCUCUUCUGCAUGAGCAAGGAUCUGAAGAACAUCGUGCUGGAUGACGGCAAGGAGAUCCUGCUGGGCGACCUGGGCACCACCGUGCAGGACCCCUACCAGUACUUUGUCAAUAUGCUGCCGUCCGACGACUGCCGCUACGCCCUCUACGACGCCACCUACGAGACCAAAGAGACCAAGAAGGAGGACCUCGUCUUCAUAUUCUGGGCUCCUGAUGGCGCCCCCCUGAAAAGCAAGAUGAUCUACGCCAGCUCAAAAGAUGCCAUCAAGAGAAAGUUUGAAGGUAUCAAGCAUGAGUGGCAGGUGAACGGUUUGGAAGACCUGAAAGACCGGCAUACCCUGGCAGAAAAGCUUGGAGGUGGAUCAGUAGUCAGCCUGGAAGGCUGCCCCAUUUAAAUAUCGGCCCUUGACACCCCUCUCCCCCUCCACCACCACCCCAACCCCCUUUCCCUCUUUUCUGGCUUCUGGGGAGGCCUUUCAGACGCAUCUGUCGGGUUUAGCUGUUCGUUCCAGUAUGGUUUGGAGAAGGUAAAAAAAAUAAAAAUAAAAGCAGAAGAAUCAGAACCAGCAGUUUGUGGGACUCUCUAUGGGGUGGAUAUGGGAGGGGGUGCCAGCGACAGUUCAUAUAUAACAGGAGAUAAUUCCAAAAUCCGGACUGUCGUUCCCGUUUAAGAAUAUGAAUGAACAAAACACACAAUGGUGAAAAUGUUAGUCCAAUUGAAUGAAGGAUGAUGUGCUGUAUAAAGCUAAGGAGGGCUUUGUUCUAUUUUGAAGGGGGUAUGCAUCAACAAAUUCUGCUUUUUAUUUCAACUACAUUUUUUUUUUUGCCAAACUUGUAGGUAAGCUUUGUAACUGUAGUGAGAUCUGGUUUAGUGUAAACUAAUUCACACUCUCCAUUGCACAAGACGUAUCAAAACAUUUUCUUGGGGAACAAGUUAUAAUAUAUUUUCUGUUUUGAACAUGCAAAAUUCCAAAACUCGAGUAUUUUUUUUCUUCCCCGUUCUGACAACGGCAUUUGAUGUAGUUCACACAUUCCUCGUACCUUUUUUUUUUUUUUUUUUUUUUUCUUCAAACCAUUAUCUCAUUGGGAAAGAAAUAAAAUGUUGGCGUUGUGAAGGUCUUGAUGGAGAGCAAUGUGUAAAUGAAACACCGGUGACCAGAUUUGAGACUGAAUAUUGAAUGGUGGAUGUUUUGUAUCGUCUCCUAUCUAAUAAAAAAAAAGCACUAAA